This is a messenger RNA of Erinaceus europaeus (western European hedgehog), 1261 nucleotides long. It is a transcript of the gene SOX15, whose product is annotated as SRY-box transcription factor 15. NCBI's taxonomy places the organism in Eukaryota, Metazoa, Chordata, Mammalia, Eulipotyphla, Erinaceidae. The record is from RefSeq and is a predicted model, not a curated record. The transcript is spliced from 2 exons. The coding region runs from base 405 to 1103 and encodes 232 amino acids. Gene Ontology annotation, molecular function: DNA-binding transcription factor activity, RNA polymerase II-specific; RNA polymerase II cis-regulatory region sequence-specific DNA binding. Gene Ontology annotation, biological process: negative regulation of transcription by RNA polymerase II; cell differentiation; anatomical structure morphogenesis.
CCUCCCGCCAGCCACAGCUACAGUCACUGAGGCCAGGUUUGUCCUGUGCCACCAAGGCUGAAGCUUCGGAACUCCUCUGAGAUCAAGAGCUCCCCCGCUUACCACCUCUGCUGCCAGCGGGUAGGGUGAACAGGGCUGGGUGUGCACCUCGCAGCAACAAGGGAAGAGCACAGUCUGUCCUGUACAAGGUCCCAGCCUGCAUUUUUGUGCUCCUCUAACGAAGCGUGCCAGAUUGGCUGGGAGCGACUGCAAGAACUUUGAACUUGAAGAUACAUUCUUUCAGGACACGAAUUUCUCUAAAGACUCAAGAUACUGUUUUAAGGAUACUGGAUUUGGGGAUCAGUCUUUCACUUUGGAGGGGGUGUGUGUAGGUUGCCUUCUUCCUGUGUCCCCCCCAUAGCUCCAUGGCACUAUCUGGGCCCACACAGGACCAGGCCUGGAGCCUAGAUGCUCCUGCUCUCAUGGCCCCUACCUCAUCUUCUGCCUUCCAGGAGCAGGAGGGCACUGGGAGCCCAGUGGGUUCCAGCGGCCUUCCUUUGGAAAAGGUGAAGCGACCCAUGAAUGCUUUCAUGGUAUGGAGCUCCGCUCAGCGCCGCCAGAUGGCGCAACAGAACCCAAAGAUGCACAACUCUGAGAUCUCUAAGCGCCUGGGUGCACAGUGGAAGCUGCUGGGCGAGGAGGAGAAGAGGCCCUUCGUGGAGGAGGCUAAGCGGCUCCGGGCCCGGCACCUGCGAGACUAUCCUGAUUACAAGUACCGGCCCAGGCGCAAGACCAAGAACUCAGGCACUGGGCCAGCCCACUUUGGCCAGGGAAGCAGCGGUGUGGCUGGCGGCCGGGUCUGGGGGCCUGGGUACCUGACUACCCAGGGGAGCAGAGGCUUUGGGUACCAGCCCCCAAACUACCCCACAGCCUAUCUGCCUAGCAGUUACAGUUCCCGAUGUAAACCGGAGGGCCCUUCACCUUCACCAAGCUCCUUCCCUCAGAAUAACCCCAGACUUCAGGGGGAGCUGCUUCCUCCAUAUGCCACCUACUUACCCCCAAGCUCUCCCACUCCAUACAACCCACCUCUCUCAGGGGGCCCCAUGCCCCUAGCUCACCUCUAACCUCCAUGGACAAGGCCCUAAGCAAGAAGGGUUCUGACUUCUCUCCCAGAAUGCAAAUCCACUGGACCAGAGUUCAGAGGAGACCUAUGGUCCUCUCGGGGAAACAGCACAAUUUUUGUAAGAUGAACACAGUUUUGUUUUGGUUUUUAACUAGUGAA